UGGAAAAUGAUGAGUUAAGAUCUCAAGCUGAGACCCGAUAUGAUAAAAUAAAAGAGCUCGAAAGUGAACUAUAUAAAACUCAAUUGAAUCACUCAAAUUUAAGCGAUGAAAACUUCAAGAAAUAUCAACGCGACCAAAAAAGUUUAUUAGAAUCAUGUGAAAUGGAUUUGAGAUCACAAUACCAUGAGAACAUUGAUAUUCGCAAUAGCCAGAAUGAAUGUGAAAUCAAGCUUAAAAAUAAAGAUUCUGCAAAUCCGGUGAUAUCGAGUCUGAAGAAAGAAUUAAAUGACUGUCAAUAUUCGUAUGGAGAGAUCAGAUAUAAGCUUAUGAGCAAUGGAUUUACCCUAAGGGACACAACCACUGAGCUAACAAAAUGCAAUUCUUCAUUACAUGAAAUUACCAACAAACUCAAUUGCUUGCAAGGAGACUCAAGCAAAUGCCUUACAACAACUACAUCAACUACGACUACAACAACUACUCCAAGCUUUCGAAUUAAAGAACGUGGAAGUGAAGAGUUUGAUUAUUAUUAUGAUUGACAAAUAAAUAAAAGCCUUCUAAUUAAAUAAAUAUGUGGAUAAAUUUGAAAAUUAAAA
Drosophila albomicans is the source of this 593-nucleotide messenger RNA. RefSeq lists its product as uncharacterized. Bases 162 to 536 code for a protein of 124 amino acids. The transcript has 5 exons. NCBI's taxonomy places the organism in Eukaryota, Metazoa, Arthropoda, Insecta, Diptera, Drosophilidae. The record is from RefSeq and is a predicted model, not a curated record.